AUGAACCGUCUCAAUGGAUUGCUCUUCCGCUCAACCACCACGGACACCCUGUCGACCGAAACAAAAAGUCUUCCCGUCGGCCAGCUCGAGUCCCUCCGGUUCAAGACCGACCCGAUCAUCCUCUCCAAGUACAACAUCCUCCUCUCCCAGUCCCACGGCCUGCCGAUGACCCUCUCCGCCGCGCACCAGGCGAGCGCCGCGGCGCUGGGCAAUCGGUACGAGAAGACGGCGCUCGCGCCGCGCGCGCCGCUGUCGGACGCGCAGGUCGACGCCGACUACUCCAGCCAAGCUAUGGGAUCCCCAUCUCAGGGGCACGUGGCUCCGUGGUGA
Epithele typhae is the source of this 330-nucleotide messenger RNA. RefSeq lists its product as uncharacterized. The transcript has 3 exons. NCBI's taxonomy places the organism in Eukaryota, Fungi, Basidiomycota, Agaricomycetes, Polyporales, Epitheliaceae. The record is from RefSeq and is a predicted model, not a curated record. The coding region runs from base 1 to 330 and encodes 109 amino acids.